Loxodonta africana (African savanna elephant) is the source of this 8210-nucleotide messenger RNA. RefSeq names its product C2 calcium dependent domain containing 5 (gene C2CD5). The coding region runs from base 4278 to 6773 and encodes 831 amino acids. NCBI's taxonomy places the organism in Eukaryota, Metazoa, Chordata, Mammalia, Proboscidea, Elephantidae. The transcript has 21 exons. The record is from RefSeq and is a predicted model, not a curated record. Gene Ontology annotation, cellular component: plasma membrane. Gene Ontology annotation, biological process: intracellular protein transmembrane transport; positive regulation of D-glucose transmembrane transport; positive regulation of protein targeting to membrane. Gene Ontology annotation, molecular function: calcium-dependent phospholipid binding; calcium ion binding.
UGCAUUGCCCCCCCCCCCGACAUGGUGAUUUUUCUUAUAGAUGAUUGCCAAAAUGUGAAGCUUAAAAAUAUUUAGAAAUUUCUAAUACAUUUGCACUGUCUUAAUGUGAAAAUCCAAGUUAAGUAAUGUAAAAUUAAACUUAUUUCAGAUCUUGAAAGACUGUAUAUCUAAAGCAUAAGGUGAAUAUUUAUGCAUUGUGUGGAAUUUUAAAAUUUCCUGAGGGAUGCUUAAAACCCUCCAUCUGAUAAUUUGUAAAGCUUAUUAUUGGCAACAUAGUAUAGAAAGUAGGAAAGGUUGACUUGUGUAGAGGUCUUAAAGUCAAAUGUCUACAGAACCCAGACAGUUUAUAUAAAGACAAAAAUUGGGUGUAAUUAAGUAGGGUCUAUUACGAGCUAUCUAAAGCAGGAGUUGGCAGAUUUUCUGUGAAGGGCCAGACAGUAAAUAUUUUCGGUAUGUGGGCCAUAUGGUCUCUGUCUCAUCUACUAACUCUGGUCCUGUAGUGUGAAUGCAGCCGUAUACAAUUUAUAAAUGAAUAGGUGUGGCUGUGUUUGAGCAAAACUUUAUUUCUAAAAAGAGGUAAUUGCUGGCCCUGGUCCAAAGGAAUUUAGACUCAUAUAUUUUAAAAAAUUGUAUGUGAUCCAACAAAACACAUCUGUUGACUGGAUGUGGCCUAUGUGCUAGUAUUUGUGCCUAGGGGCAAGAUUCUUAAUGGUGACAGUACUGUUCACGGGACAUAGUUGAAACAGGAUUUUUGCUGUCUUAUCGAUGGGCAGACAGAUCCUGUUGGCUUUUAAUUUGGGAGGGGGUAUAGAGAUGCUGACUGUCCUACACAGAAGGGGAUAAUUCUGUGUAAUGAAGAUGUGUUCCACACUAAAUACAGUGUUCUUCCAUUGAGGACCACUGAUCUAGAGAUUCUUCUAGAUAAGGGAUUCCCACACUUUUUCUGUAAAGGUAAAUAAUUUAGCCUUCGGUGAAUCAGUUACUCAACUCUGCCGUUGUAGUGUGAAAGCAGCCAGAGACAUUAUGUAAAUGAAUGAGUGUGGCUGUGUUCCCAUAAAACUUUAUAAAAACAGGUGACAGGCUGGAUUUAGCCUAUGGUCUUUAGUUUGCUGACCCCUUUUAUAGAUAAACAGGUAGUCAUAAUUCUAUAGUCAGAAUAUCUAAAAUGGGAGCAGGAGAGCAGUGGGAUGCAGACCUCAGGUUCUUGUAAAAAGACUAGACUGAAUGGUCUGACUGAGACUAGAAGGACUCUGGAGGUCAUGGUCCCCAGACCUUCUCUUAGUCCAAGACAAGAACCAUUCCCAAAGCCAACUCUACAGACAGGGGUUGGACUGGACGAUGGGAUAGAAAAUGAUACUGGUGAAGACUGAGCUUCUUGGAUCAAGAAGACACAUGAGACCAUCUGGGUAGCUCCUGUCUAGCGAGGAGAUGAGAGGGAAGAGGGGGUCAGAAGUUGGCCAAAUGGACGUGAAAAUAGUGGAGAGAAGGAGUGUGCUGUCUCAUUAGAGGGACAGCAACUAGGAGUAUAUGGCAAGGUGUAUAUAAAUUUUUGUAUGAGAGACUGACUUGAUUUGUAAACUUUCACUUAAAGCACAAUAAAAAUUAACAACAAAAAAGAAUAUCUGAAAUGUUUCUAAGUUCAGCAGUAGUUGUAAGAGAUUGAGUAGAAAGCAGUCACAAUUUUAUGAGAUUUUCCUCUUUAUUUUAAGCUUAUUCUGUUUGUCAUUUCCUUCCUGCUGGCCUUUAAUUAUGUGGCUUAAAUUUUAGUCACAAGAGGGACCACAGUAUUACAUAUAUUGUCUAAUUUUAUUUGGAAAUACAUUGACAAGUAAAAAAAUUGUUUUAAAUCGAUUGAAGAGGCAAUUUGCUUUAUAUUCUAUUUAACAUAUGUACUGGAGAGAGAUGAACUGCCUGCUGCUACUGGUGAAGUCAGAUUGCAGCUGUAACUUUCUGAGGGAUUCAAAAAUUUUUUUUUUUUUUUGGCUUAGUGACUUUAGAUAAAGACCUGGGUCCAUCUCCUUCUACCCUCUAGCUUUAUCUGCACUGCCUUAAGAAAAGGCCUGGCUUUUUUGGCAGUGAUAUCUGAAGGCCUCCUCUUUUUACUUAAUUAUUUGGUGGAAAGAGAAAGCUAGAUUACCUGUUGUUAUUUUAGAAUGAGGUAUGGAAUAAUAGGGGAAUAUAUUUGCAUGCUUUCAGAGUUACGUUAAUUAAAUCUUCUGGGAUUAUGUAAGUUUUCUAAUUUUGUUGUAGCUAGUUAACUUAAAUUGUCAAACAUUCGCACCAUGGAGAAUUUAAGUUGCUUUGUUAAGUCAUUUUACUACUAAGUCAUGUUAUGUUAAGAAAAAUCUCAGUACUUAGGCUGCUUUAUUUCAACUGACUUCUUUGUAUUUUUGAUAAUGAAUCAAUAUGAGCACUGUUUUAAAACUUAUUUUAUGAUUCAGCUGAUUAUAACUAUUCUGGUAUUUAAAUCAUCAUGUAACACUGUUGAUUCUAGAUAGAAAUUGGAUAAAAGGUAGUUUGGAUUGUGUUCCUGUCUGAAUGGAUUUAGUAUUAGAAAUACUAUAGGGGUGUUAGUGUAAGGUGACCUUUCAUACGAGGGGAAUUGAUAGAAUCCUAAGAUGACAUUUUGGUGAUGCUCCAGUGUAUUUAGAUUUUAAUUUGAUGUCAUAAUUUGGACAUUUUAUAAUGUUCAGUUUCUUUUGCUCAUUUUAUUUUACCUUUAUUAAUGGUGUGUUCUACUUUGUAAGUUGAAUUUUACUUUUAGAUGUUUAGUGAAAUGUACAAUAUAAAUUCCUUAGUAUUAUCCAAGCUGAACAAUCUUGAUGGUAUAAAGUACUUUUAAAUAUGAUUUAUUGCUUCUCUACUUAAAAUAAAAAAGUACUUUCUAAGGGACAUCAGUUAUAAUUUCUCUUCUUUACAGCAAUGAUUCUUAGAUUUUUAUAGGCCAUUGGCCACUUCAAUAUGAAACAGUGAAACCUUCCUUAGUUGUUUGCAUAAAAAUAAGUCACCGAUAGGAUGUUUGAUUUUUAUCAGUUAUAUUGAACACAUUUUAAGUUUAUGUUAGUAACAAAAGUGGAAACAUUUGUCUUCUUGUAAAAUCAGUAAUAUUUUCGGACAGUAGUCUGUAGACCCCAGGAAAGACCAUUAUAGCCAAUUAGUUAGUGAUAGCUCAUGUUUGAACCUUGACAAAUCGUGAUUGGUGGGAAUGUUCCUUGGGCAGUUAAUAGAAUAAGGAAAAAAAAAAAGGGCCGGAAAAAGUGGGGCUUUUGGCUUGCUUUUAAUUAGAAUUCUGAAAAAAUGCAGAUAAAGUGUUUUUCAGAGUAUAUUCACAUAUGAUUCUUUUCCCUUCAUUUUGCAUAUGCAAAGAAGGCAUUACUCAGUGAUAAUAAUUGCUGCUAUAAAGCCAAGGAUUUUUAUGUGUGUAAUAUACUGGUGCUUUUUUUUUUUCCCAUCCAUUGUAACUAUGCCCUUUUAGCCAAAUUUCUUCUAGAAAAUUUUAAAUGUUAGGUAGGACUAUAUGUCUGUAUAUCUGGUCUAGAUAUAUCUGUACACAGACAGAUGUACUCUGUUGCAGGAUAUGAGUUGAUACCUUACAAAAUUUUAAUUCAGAAUGUAGUUUAAUUCUGUAUGAGAGAUAGACAAAAUCCUUUACUUUGCUUAUUAAUGUGUUUUUAAAAGCAGUGUCCGCUUGCUUUGUUUUGUUCCCGGUGUAACCUGGUUUUAAGCUAUAUACUUGGAGUGCUGAAAUACUGAAAUGAAUAAUAUCUGCUUAUUUUCACUGAAUUUCUCUUUAUGCUUUAUGCAUUUUUCAUAUUCUUAAAUACUUCUAUCUUGAGAUUACAGACAGAAACAGUUCUGUUAGUUAAAAUUUCUUCAUAGAAAAGUUUAAUUAUAUUAGGAAUUAUGUCUCAAUUUCAAAGGUAAUAUGAGAACUUUAUAUUUGACUUGCCACUUUUAUGGGUGUUUUCCCCCCAUAAAUAUUACAUAGUAAGCUCUGUGGCGAUCAAAAUAACAAGAUAAAGCAACUUAAAAUCCAAAUCUUAGGUUUUUUUCUUGCCUAAUUUCACUGACUGUUCUGCUUGCUAUUUUCUUACCCACAGUCGUAAUUUAUUAAUCUGAUCCUUUAAAAGUAUAAUUAUCUUUAACAGAUUAACAUUUAGCUCUUUUUUUAAAAAAAAUUUCAACCUGUUUUUUGCAUGCUAGGCAUUUAAAAAUAAGUUCUUUCCCCUAACUAAAGCUCCUUAAAACUAUUUUAACAUAACUUUGCUAUCUGUUGUAUGUAUUGUUUUCUUUUCUUCCACUUUGACCACAAAUUCCCUCAGGUCUCCGCUGGUUCAUCCUCCAAGCCACGGAUGCCGCUCGACUCACAACAGCCCAAUUCACACUGCUACUGGCUCACGACUUACUCAGAACUUCUCUGUGUCUGUUCCCACUCUCAUCUAUACUGGAUUCCCUUCAAUGAAGAUCCCAAUCCCAACACUCACUCAUCAGGACCCUCAACCCCUCUGAAAAACCAAACUUAUUCCUUUUCACCUUCCAAGUCCUACAGUCGACAGUCCUCUUCUUCUGACACAGAUUUGAGUUUGACACCCAAAACUGGAAUGGGAAGUGGUAGUGCUGGAAAAGAAGGGGGGCCAUUUAAAGCUCUUUUAAGGCAACAGACUCAGUCAGCAUUGGAACAGAGGGAAUUCCCAUUUUUUACCUUGACGGCAUUUCCUCCUGGAUUUCUUGUGCAUGUUGGGGGUGUUGUUAGUGCACGCUCUGUGAAGCUUUUAGAUCGUAUCCACAAUCCUGAUGAACCAGAAACUCGAGAUGCUUGGUGGGCAGAAAUCAGACAAGAAAUAAAAUCACAUGCGAAAGCAUUAGGCUGUCAUGCUGUAGUGGGCUACAGUGAAUCAACUAGCAUCUGUGAAGAGGUCUGUAUUUUAUCUGCAUCCGGGACGGCAGCUGUACUGAACCCUAGAUUUCUGCAGGAUGGCACCGUGGAGGGCUGUUUGGAACAGAGGCUAGAAGAAAAUUUGCCUGCAGGCUGUGGAUUUUGCCACAUACCAUAUGAUGAACUAAAUAUGCCAUUUCCAGCUCAUCUGACGUAUUGUUACAACUGCAGGAAACAAAAAGUUCCUGAUGUUCUCUUUACCACUAUAGAUCUCCCAAUGGAUGCAACAGUUAUUGGAAAAGGUUGUCUUAUCCAAGCAAGGUUAUGUCGCUUAAAAAAGAAAGCACAGGCAGAAGCAAAUGCCACAGCUAUCAGUAAUCUGUUGCCAUUCAUGGAAUAUGAAGUGCAUACUCAGCUAAUGAAUAAGCUAAAACUCAAAGGAAUGAAUGCUUUGUUUGGACUGAGAAUUCAAAUCUCAGUGGGUGAAAAUAUGUUGAUGGGCUUAGCAUCUGCCACAGGUGUAUAUUUAGCAGCUUUACCAACACCGGGUGGUAUUCAGAUUGCUGGAAAGACUCCUAAUGAUGGCUCGUAUGAACAGCAUAUAUCACAUAUGCAGAAGAAGAUAAAUGACACCAUUGCUAAGAACAAAGAGUUAUAUGAAAUCAAUCCUCCAGAGAUAUCUGAAGAGAUUAUAGGAUCUCCCAUCCCAGAACCUAGACAACGCUCAAGACUUUUAAGAUCUCAAUCAGAAAGCUCUGAUGAAGUUACAGAAUUAGACCUUUCACAUGGUAAAAAAGAUGCUUUUGUUUUAGAGAUUGAUGACACAGAUGCCAUGGAAGAUGUACAUUCUCUACUUACUGAUGUUCCCCCACCUUCAGGCUUUUAUAGUUGCAAUACAGAAAUUAUGCCAGGUAUAAAUAAUUGGACAUCUGAAAUACAGAUGUUCACAUCGGUAAGAGUAAUCAGAUUAAGCAGCCUUAACCUGACUAAUCAAGCUCUUAAUAAGAACUUUAAUGACCUCUGUGAAAAUUUGCUCAAGAGCCUGUAUUUUAAACUACGAUCUAUGAUCCCCUGCUGCCUUUGCCAUGUAAAUUUUACAGUAUCUCUGCCUGAAGAUGAAUUAAUUCAGGUUACAGUCACAGCAGUUGCGAUAACUUUUGACAAAAAUCAGGCCUUACAGACCACAAAAACACAUGUUGAAAAGUCAUUGCAAAGAGCUUCUACAGACAAUGAAGAACUUCUGCAGUUUCCCUUGGAACUCUGUUCAGAUUCACUUCCUCCUCAUCCUUUCCCACCAGCUAAAGAACACCUGGAGAGUGCAAGUUCUAACUCAGGUAUACCAGCUGCACAGAGAGACAGAUGCAGCAGCUGGAUAGAGCUCAUUAAACUGAAAGCUCAGACCAUAAGGCGCGGAUCAAUUAAGACAACUGUGACAGUUGAAAAAGCAAGUCCAAUGGGUGAAGGAAAUUUCCGGAAUCGUUCUACUCCGUCUUGUGCCAAUUCUACAGUUGGGGUCGUUAAGAUGACACCUCUUUCUUUCAUUCCGGGAGCAAAAAUAACUAAAUACCUUGGAAUAAUUAACAUGUUUUUUAUCCGGGAAACUACUUCUCUUCGUGAGGAAGGAGGUGUCAGUGGUUUUCUCCAUGCUUUUAUUGCUGAAGUGUUUGCAAUGGUGAGAGCUCAUGUUGCUGCAUUAGGAGGGAAUGCUGUUGUCUCCUACAUAAUGAAGCAGUGUGUUUUCAUGGAGAACCCAAAUAAAAACCAGGCACAGUGUCUUAUAAAUGUAAGUGGUGACGCAGUGGUUUUUGUGCGUGAAUCUGAAUUAGAAGUGAUAUCAACUCAGCAGCCUGCUGCCAACUGCCAGCCUGCAUGUACUGGAGGAGAAGUAACAACCUGAAGUAAAUUAGAAAAAAAGAGCUCAACUGAGUGAAAAUCAUCUUUCUCCGCUGUUGGGUCGUUAACUGUCUUCCUAGACUUAAAAAAACUUAAAUUAAAUUCGGGAUAAUUAAGAAUUGAUAUAUCACGAGGAGAUAUGAUUUGUCUGGAAUCUCUUGGGUAUAAGAUUUUCUAAUCUUUACUUUUGUUUGCCUAGUCUAGACAGAUAAGCCCUGUAGAAUCUUGACCCUUCAAUAAGGUAAACUUCUCAGAGAAUUUGGUAUAGCAAAAAUGGAAGCUAUUUGUAAUUUAUGUUGAUUUUAAUAAAAUCGUAAUUUAAAAGAUGAAAGGGGAAGAUUAUAAGGAAACCAAGAUAGUUUCCCUAGUGUAAUUUGGAAAAAUUAAGAAAUUCACAAAUCGUUAGUGAAUAAAUAGUCUGAUUUGAGGAAUGUGUGGAGAAAAGUUUUGAGAAAACUACUACAUAGGUUUCUUAAUGUGUUUUAUUUUGAGGAAGAAUUUGGUAGCAAUUGAAAGAGAAAAGUGCUUCAGCCAUCUUUUAAAAAGAACUUAAAAUUCUACAACUUGUAUGUAUAAUAUGCCAUUACUACUGUAAAAGAAAAAUAAUUUUAUCAAAACUGGUGUCCUUUCAUUGUAAGUUUAAUCAUAUCGCUAAGGAGAAAAAAGAGGGGUGCAAAAAAUUACUAUAUAAUUUCAUAACUGGCCAAAUUUCAGUUAGUAUCUAGUUUGUCUAGAAGGCAUCUGGCUUCAACUGGGAUGAAAAUGUCAGUGAAUAUUGUUGAAAUACUUAAAAUAUAAAUGAUUUAGUAGGAAAGUGAAUUUAUUUUCUAAUAAAACACUAUUACACUCCUACCAAAUAAACAGAAUUAUAGUAAUAGCUUAAGAGUUUUUGAUGGUGACUUAACUGUAUUUGACAUAGAAUUUGGAAGUGUAACUUGAAUGUAAAUAUGCUGUAAAAUGUUGAAUGUAUACCUAGAAAUACUUUUUCUGUCAAAUCCAUUGUAAAUGAACCUUAAAAAUCACAUUCCUCCUUUGCACAAUAAAACCCACAAUUUUGCUCUUCCGGAUAACAAACUGCCCAAAAGAUUAGGAAUCAUUUCCUUGUUAUCACAGGUGUCAAUAGUUUUCUGUAUUUUGUUUAUAAUUUUAUUUUUAAAUUAAAUAUUUAUAAAAACAAAUAAUAUUCCUAAAUCUCUUUUUUGCCUCCUAUUAUGUAGUACUGUCAGAUGUCUGCAUGACUUUCCAUCUUAUUAUCUCCAUUCAUUCCUUCAGUCAACAGACGUCUGUUGAGCACCUACUGUAUCCAAGUCCUUGGUCCUAAUUUUGGGGAUGUGUAUGUGUAAUUUUGGUGCUUUCAUUCUCUUUGAGUAGGUACGUAUUCAUUCAACAACUGUUUAUGGAAUGCCUGCUGGAUCCUUGCAGCACUCUUUUAGGCAGUAAA